Molecule: messenger RNA, 4462 nt
Organism: Trichogramma pretiosum
Lineage: Eukaryota; Metazoa; Arthropoda; Insecta; Hymenoptera; Trichogrammatidae
Exons: 3
Coding region: 21-4433 (1470 amino acids)
Biological process (GO): positive regulation of transcription by RNA polymerase II
Cellular component (GO): nucleus
Molecular function (GO): protein binding; transcription cis-regulatory region binding
Source: RefSeq, a predicted model, not a curated record
UGUUAAACCGACUGUGUAUAAUGUGGUCCGACGACAGUUUUUCUGGUGAAGAAGACGAAGGUUAUGACGAUGAUUUCGAGUACGCGGAUAACCUAAAAAAAUUAGCAAGGUUGAAGAGUAUGCGUGAAAAGGUCAAUUUGGAGAACGAACAUGAGCGAUUUGAAUUUCUUCGUCAAGUUUAUCCCUUAAUCAGCAAUUGGAAUUACGAACUUGAUCUCUCUGGUGUCCAAGACAUUUUUCAAAAAAAAGAAAUCGAGGAUCUUCUCGAAGAUGCCGUUAAAUAUGAAGAUGGAUCAACCCGUAUAUAUGUAGGAGGACAAUUUAUUGAUUUCAUUGCUCAGACCGGCUACAAGCACGAGCCCGACAUAGAUCAAGAUGGCAAGCCAAUUUUGUGUCAAACUACGCCAGUACAUCACGCCAUAGAAUUGUUCCCUUCCUGGGAUUUCGUGGUCGAUCAUCUUUUUGAAAUAUACGACAGAUACGAUGUGAAUUACACGAACGAUGACGGUCUGACUCAUUUUCAUGUGGCCUGCAAAUUCAACUGCUGUGGGGUCGUUCAAAAAUUCCUCGAGUUAGGGCAGAAUCCCAAUAUCGUCGUGGAAACAACAGGUAAUUCACCGCUACACAUGGCCUUGAAAUACGAGAGAAACGAAGUUGUCGAAUUGCUGUUGAAAAGUGGGGCCGAACCGAAUUUGGCCAAUAAGGAUGGAUCGACACCCUUGCAUAUUAUUUGCCAAAUUGACAGCAUUGAUGAUUUCCUAAUUGACGAAGAUAUUUACGAUUAUGGUGAAGAAUAUCGUCACUUGACGGAGCUGUUCUUCAAGAUAAACGACGAGAUGCAGCAGACCGUGCAGAUUGACGCCCGGGACAAGUGGGGCUGGACACCGUUGCAAUGGGCCGUGGCGAGUCUCAAGCCGGAUGUGUUCGACGUACUCUUGGAUCGUGGCGCUGAUCUGUCCAGUUUUGUUUUCCCCACUGAGGAUUACUUCGGCGAAUUUUGUACUCAGCGACACGAAGAAUCAUGGCCACAUUUUACAUUGAGAGUAGCGUCUAGUGUUCUGAUCACCGUGGAACGUCUCGAGAAAAGAGGAUACGUGCUGGAACGCAGCGACGCCCAGACGAUUUUACAAUUGUUGGUCGAGUACAAUUUUUUCGGAAGCUCGGGGGAUCUUAAAAAAUGGUGGUAUGACGAUUCGCGUUUCGUAAGAGGUGCUAAAAAAUUGAAAAUGAUGAAUCCGAAUCUGUCGCUCUACGACGUUAUCCAAUUACGACCCGAAGAGGCGGCGAAACAACUAACUUAUAAGGAUUACUUCAAGUUCGAUUACCAAGUGAGCGAUUGUGUGUGUAUGAUGUGGUACGAAGAAGAAACAAGAAAAAGUUCGUCGUCCGACGACGAAUUCGGUGAAAGUUAUGAUGACGAGGGCAGCGAUAGAAGCGACUAUGAUCCCGUCGAGCACAUAAAAUGUGUUAACCUAAAAAAAUUAGCAAGGUUGAAGAGUAUGCGCGAAAAGGUCAAUUUGAAGAACGAAGAUGAGCGAUUUCCAUUUCUCAGAAAACUUUUUUCCUUGGCGAAACAUUGGAAGGGCAAACGUCCUGAUCUUCGAGACAUAUUUCAAAACGAAGAAAUCGAGGCUCUUCUCGAAGAUGCCGUUCAGUAUGAAGAUGGAUGGGUCGACAGAUAUAAAGGAGCACUAUUCAUUCGUUUCGUUGCUGAGACCGGCUACAAACACGAGCCAUACUUUAAUAAAUACGGCGAUCCAUUUUUGCGUAUCACUACGCCAGUGCAUCUCGCUAUGGAUGUUGGCCCUACCGAGAAUGACACGGUCAAUAAUCUUUUUCAAAUAUACGACAGAUACGAUGUGAAUUACACAAACGUUGACGGUCUGACUCACUUUCAUGUGGCCUGCAAAUUCAACUGCUGUGGAGUCGUUAAAAAAUUCCUCGAUUUAGGGCAGAAUCCCAAUAUCGUCGUGCCAAAAACAGGUGCUUCACCGCUUCACUUGGCUCUGAACGACGGACACAAAAAGGUGGUCGAAUUGCUGUUAAAAAAUGUAGCCGAUCCGAAUUGGGCCGAUAAGUAUGGAUCGACACCUUUGCAUUUUAUUUGCAAAAUUAACAACAUUGAUCAUACAUUUAUUGACGAAGAUACUUACGAAUGUGUUGACGAAUAUCGUGACUUCGUGGAGCUGUUCUUCAAGAUAAAUAACGAGAUACAGCAAACUGUGAAAAUCGACGCCCGGGACAAGUGGGGCAGGACGCCGUUGCAAUGGGCCGUGGCGAGUCUCAAGCCGGAUGUGUUCGACGUACUCUUGGAUCGUGGCGCUGAUCUGUCCAGUUUUGUUUUCCCCACUGAGGAUUACUUCGGCGAAUUUUGUACUCAGCGACACGAAGAAUCAUGGCCACAUUUUACAUUGAGAGUAGCGUCUAGUGUUCUGAUCACCGUGGAACGUCUCGAGAAAAGAGGAUACGUGCUGAAACAAAGCGACGCCCAGACGAUUUUACAAUUGUUCGUCGAGUACAAUUUUUUCGGAAGGUCGGGGGAUCUCAAAAAAUGGUGGUAUGACGAUUCGCGUUUUGUAAGAGGUGCUAAAAAAUUGAAAAUGAUGAAUCCGAAUCUGUCGCUCUACGACGUUAUCCAAUUACGACCCGAAGAGGCGGCGAAACAACUAACAUAUAAGGACUACUUCAAGUUCAAUUACGCAAAUAGAUGCUGCUAUCCUUACGGAGUUCGUUGUUCUUACCAUCCGCUCGAAAUAAUGCUGAGAAAAUUUUGCCGACGAUGGACACUGGAACCGUUUAUGGAGCUGACCCGCCAUCGACUGCCAAUUCUCUGCUGUGAAAUGAUCUUGGACCAGCUAAUGAAUCGAGAUUUAUGUAACGUUUGCUUGGCAACAGACAGCAGAUAUUUCAUCCGUUUGCGUAUAAUGUGGUGGUCCGAAGAAAAUUCAUUUUCGCAGUUACCUUCCUCGUCGCGGUCUGAAAACGACGCUUUCUAUAUUGAAGAAGGCGAAAUUGCCUACUAUGAUUUCCGGCCAACGGAUUAUCAAAAAAAAUUGGAAAUUUUGAAGAUUGCGCGUGAAAAGGUCAAUUUGUGUAACUCAAUAGAGCGAUCAGUAUUUCUUCGCGAACUUUAUCCCUUACUCAAUCAUUGGAAUUACGAACUCCCUGAUCUUCGAGACAUUUUUCAAAAAGAAGAAAUCGAGGAUCUUCUCAUAGAUGCCGUUAGAAAUAAUGAAUACAAAGGAGACCAAUUUAUUCAUUUCGUUGCUAGCACUGAUUACAAGCACGAGCCCGACCUAGAUCAAAAUGGCAAACCGCUGCUAAAGCACACUACUGCACUGCAUCACGCUAAAUAUUCGAUCCGUAAAUGUGAUCACCCCUACUCGUAUAUCAAAGUCAGUAAUCUUUUUAAAAUAUACGACAGAUACGACGUCAAUUACACCGAUGAAUUUGGAUUAACGCAUUUCCAUGUGGCCUGCAAGUUCAACUGUUUAGAUGUCGUCGAGAAAUUCCUCGAACUUGGACAAGAUCCCAACUGCCUCGACACAAUAACAGGUGAUUCGCCCCUGCACUUGGCUGUGAACGCCGGACACAAAAAGGUGGUCGAAUUGCUGCUAAAAAAUGGAGCCGAUCCGAAUUUGGCCGAUAUGUCUGGAUCGACACCUUUGCAUAUUAUUUGCAAAAGUGAUGAUUAUUACCAAGUGAAUGUCGAAGAUUGUAACGAAGGUAAUAAUGAAUAUCGAAAGUUAGCGGAGCUGUUCUUCAAGAUAAACGACGAGAUGCAGCAGACCGUGCAGGUUGAUGCCCGGGACAAGAAAGGCCGGACACCUCUUCAAAGGGCUGUAGCGCAUCUCAAGCCGGAACUAGUCGACUUACUCUUGGAUCGUGGCGCUGAUCUGUCCAGUCUCGUUUUCAAGGAAUCAUCGAUAUAUUUUAAAUUGAGAGUAGCGUGUGACACUCUGGAUGUCGUUGAACGUCUCAAAAAAAGAGGAUACGAGCUGGAACGAAAUGAGGCCCAGACGAUCAUGGCAGACUUCGUUGAUCAUGAUAUACUCGAGAAGUCGGAGGAUCUUGGAAAAUGUUGGCACAAGGACGAAAGGUUCACAUGGUUGACGAAAAUAAUAAUGAUUAAACCGAAUCUGUCACUCUACGACGUUAUCCGAUUGCGACCCGAAGAGGCGGCGAAACUACUCACAUACAAAGAUUACUUCAAGUUCCAGUACGUAGAUGAACGUCGGUACAUUCCGGUCUGUGAAUUUCACCCGCUCGAGAUAAUGCUGAGAAGAUUUUGCCGACGAUGGGCACUGGAGCCAUUUAUGGAGCUGACCCGCCAUCGUCUGCCAAUUCUUUGCUGUGAAAUGAUCUUGGACCAGCUAAUGAAUCGAGAUUUAUGUAACGUUUGCUUGGCAACAGACACCAGAUAUUUCAUGUAAUUCAAAUAAAUAUAAUUAAAAAAAUUGAA